GCUGUCACUUGGAUACCGCCCUCCAAGCUCCACUCCGCUGCAGUCCGAUCCCCGCCAGAAACAGAAACAGAACCAGAACCAAAGCCAGAGCUCACUCUCGCUUUCACGGCUGGCUUAAUUAAUUUAAAUUUUUAAUUUAAACUAGAGCUGGUGGAGCGGACGCCUUAAGUCGUCGGCAAACAAAACAAAAGCCACAGAUGCUAUCUGGUUGUGCACACACAUUCGCACGGGCAGCGCACAACCGCCAAGUCGGCUUUGGAUUUCGAGAAAUCGGAGUGGUACCUUCAGUUCCUUUCCCCAAAACAUCUCGUCCUUCACUCACUUGGCGACCAUGCGAACCGGAGUCGCUUGUCUCCUGCUGCUCCUGGGCAUCUGUGGAGCCGCCAGGGCGGAUCUCACCUACCGCGGCAAUGCAGUGCAUCCAGAUUAUCCCGGCCAGUGCUACUACGAGGAGCUCAACCAGGCCAUACCCAAAAAACAGUCCUACAAGCCCAUCAAUCGCGAGGGCUACUGCCAAUCCAUUUACUGCAGACCAGACUAUGUCCUCGAAAUUGGCUACUGCGGUCGCCACAAUCUGGUGCCCACGGAGCAGUGCAAGAUCGCCUCGGAUAUGCGACGCACCUUUCCCGAGUGCUGUCCCAAGUUGGUUUGCCAGGAGUCCGAGAGCAACUACAUCUAGGCUAGGAUGCUGUCCUGGCUGCUUGGUAGUAUUCCUACUUGAUAGUAUCGAUAUUUUUAUUUCGUUAAAUGCUAAAUGUUAUCUGUAAGUUCAUUGUGUAUUUAUAUUGAUAGGUUUAUUGUUGUAUGUUUUUGAUAUGCUUGCCAGAAAUAUAUAUAUGUAUCUAUUUGUACAAAAC
Drosophila yakuba is the source of this 857-nucleotide messenger RNA. RefSeq lists its product as uncharacterized. Bases 332 to 679 code for a protein of 115 amino acids. Lineage: Eukaryota; Metazoa; Arthropoda; Insecta; Diptera; Drosophilidae. The record is from RefSeq and is a predicted model, not a curated record. The transcript is spliced from 4 exons.